CACAUUCACAUCAUCAUCAUCAUCUUCGUCGUCGUCGACCCUGGCCUGACCCUCCCUUCAAUCCAACUCCAACUCCAACUCCAGCUCCACCUCCACACAAAUCCUAUCCACCAUUACCCACCCAACGCACCACCACAUCAAAGAAACCCUCCCUAAUCACAGAUCCACUUGGAUUCCUUUUCUUAUUUUUUUGUCCCCAGCGCAACCCAGAUUAGAAUACCCGUUCCAUUCCGCCCCGCCCCGCUGUGGAUUUGGACCACGCGGCCGCAUGCAGCACCCAAAUCCCGUCCCCUCCCCGUCCCAGCAAUCUCCAAUGGAGAGCCACCAGAGCAGAAAUCAAUCCUGAAUUAGCGUCCCGCCACCAAGAACUCCACUACCAGGAUCCAAUCAUCCCAGGCAUUUGGCCCACCCCACCACCACCACCACCACCACCACCACCCAGGAACAAGGAAGGAAAUCCCAAACCUCCUGGCCAAAUCGGCCCUACGCCGCACCAGAUUACUGGCUGCACCGUAAUAAUUCCCCGAGAAGAAGAAGGGGAGCUCGGGCGGAAAAGGGGCGGAAGCAAUGACGGAGGUGGCGCUGUUCCGGGGCCCGACCAACCUCGCUUCGCCCGCAAGCCGCGGCUCCUCCUCCUCCUCCUCCUCCUCCACCUCCCUGCGCUAUUUAGCCGAUAGCGACGUGCUCCAGAGAGGCACCACCAGCAGCGCCCAGAGCCCUGCAGGAUCCGCGGAGCGACAGGCCGGAGGAUCGGAGGAGGAAGAGGAGGAGGAGGAGCGCUGGUCCUUCUUGGCGCUGCUUCUCGAGCUGCUGCGGAAGUCGCUGCUCCGGUGCAGAGCGGAGGACGGCGGCCAAGGCCAGGGCGGGAUGGAGAUAGGGUUGCCCACGGAUGUGCAGCACGUGGCGCACGUCACGUUCGACCGGUUCCAUGGAUUCCUCGGGCUCCCCGUCGAGUUCGAGCCCGAGGUGCCCCGCCGCGCUCCCAGUGCCAGUGCUAGUGUCUUCGGCGUUUCAACACAAUCGAUGCAGUGUUCAUAUGAUUCCAGAGGAAACAGUGUUCCAACGAUUCUCUUGAUGAUGCAAAGACGUCUGUAUGAACAAGGAGGUCUUCAGGCAGAAGGUAUUUUUCGUAUAAAUGCGGAGAAUAGCCAGGAAGAGUUUGUGAGAGAUCACUUAAAUAGUGGAACUGUGCCGGAUGGCAUUGAUGUUCACUGUUUGGCGGGUCUAAUCAAAGCCUGGUUUAGGGAACUGCCGAGUGGGGUGCUGGAUUCUAUCCCACCUGAACAGGUGAUGCAAUGCCAAUCUGAAGAGGACUGUGCUCGGGUUGCCAAAUGCCUUCCACCAACUGAAGCAGCCUUACUUGACUGGGCUGUUAAUUUGAUGGCUGAUGUUGUCCAAGAAGAACAGAUAAACAAGAUGAGCGAUCGCAAUGUUGCUAUGGUGUUCGCACCAAAUAUGACCCAGAUGGCAGACCCUUUGACUGCACUGAUGUACGCGGUGCAAGUGAUGAAUUUCCUCAAGAUGCUAAUACAGAAGACCCUCAAGGAUAGAGAAGAGUCCAAUCUGGAAGAUGCCUCUUUGCCACAGAAGGACCCAUCUGAUGAAAAUGGCCAUCAGAACCCCAGUCUCCCCGUUAAUCCUCAACCUGAAGAAACAUCUGGGCGCCCCUCUUUUGUCAGCGAGGAGCCUAUUGUGUACAGUCCUACACACAGUGCUGAAGACAAGCCUCCUGUGGAAGGCGAUUCCAUAGCUUCCGUUGUCCAUACAAGUGAUGUCCGGUCGAGCGUGGAAGGGUCCGCUAGUUGCUCGCAGCCUGCUCUUGUCGCUUCGUCUGCCAUUGCUGAUGCUUCCUGUGCUACAGCUGCCAACUUACUUCCGAGCAGAGGGAGCCGAGGCCUGAAUAGCAGGAGGACUAGAAAGGGCAAGCGGCAGUGCGGAACGCCCGCCGCUCCUCCAGCUGAAAAAUCGAGGGGCGCGAGCAUCGUGAGCCGGAUAAACUCCAAGGUCGAACGGAUCGAAGCGUGGAGGUAGAAACCCCGGUGGCACUGCCUUUGUUGUUGUGUAAUAGAUGACUGACCCAGUGUUGUUUCCUUGCACAUUUUGAAUUUUCGACGCGCUUAUCAUUUCGUGUUUGGAUCAUCAUCAUGUUGUUUUGAGGCUCAUCCCCCCCCUGCCUUCACUAACUUAUAUGUAUCUUGCUUAUGAGUAAAUUUGUGGCCUUUUCUUCCUUUGUUGUA
This is a messenger RNA of Triticum dicoccoides, 2237 nucleotides long. Its product is annotated as rho GTPase-activating protein 4-like. The record is from RefSeq and is a predicted model, not a curated record. The transcript has 5 exons. Gene Ontology annotation, molecular function: GTPase activator activity. Lineage: Eukaryota; Viridiplantae; Streptophyta; Magnoliopsida; Poales; Poaceae. Bases 568 to 2031 code for a protein of 487 amino acids. Gene Ontology annotation, biological process: signal transduction.